CUAUUAAAACCCCACCCCUCUUCCUCUUCUUCCCUUGUGUAAACCACGCACCCCAUUUUUGAGCCUUUGGGAGCGAGAAGUCGCCGGCCAUGGCGGAAACCGCCCAGGAGAAAAUCCCCAGCCUUGCCGAGCAAUGGUCACUUGAGGACAAAGAAGAGAAGUCAGAUCAGAGUGAGGCCCCUGUCGAGAAAACAACUGGGGAUGGGAAGCCUGCUGAUGCCACUUCUGAGGAAGCUGUCCUAGAGAAGACUGAUGAGACCGCUGUUGCAGAGGAAAACAGUGAAACUUCUGUUCAAGAACAGACAGAAUCACAAGAAGCUGCUGAAGAGAAAUCAGUGAUAAAGCUUGAAACAACCCCAGAAGAUUUCCAUUUUCCAAAGCCUGCCGAUGCCACUUCUGAGGAAGCUGUCCCAGAGAAGACUGAUGAGAACCCUGUUGCAGAUGAACCUAGUCCUGUUGCAGAGGAAAACAGUGAACCUCCUGAGCAAGAAGAGACAGAAUCACAAGAAGCUACUGAAGAGAAACCAAUGAUAAAGCUUGAGACAGCCCCAGCAGAUUUCCGUUUUCCAACAACAAAUCAAACAAGGCAUUGCUUUACUCGCUAUAUUGAAUAUCACAAGUGCAUAGCAGCAAAAGGGGAGGGAGCUCCUGACUGUGACAAAUUUGCAAAAUAUUAUCGCUCACUUUGCCCAAGCGAAUGGAUCGAGCGAUGGAACGAGCAACGAGCAAAUGGGACCUUCCCUGGUCCUUUAUAGAUGGCCAGUGCCAACAAAUCUCAGUAAAUUCAAACCAUAUUUUUGACAUUCUGGAAACUGGAACAUCAAUCUGUACUGAGAGUCAUCAGAAGCUCUUAUUCAGAAAAUUGAAUAAACAUUUUGGCUUGUCCUAAAGUCCAAGGAAAGGUUCUACACAUUGAUGAAUGAAUUUGCAUAAGAUGCGGCUUUUCCACCACAGCAUUUGACUGAACUAUUUCUAGUUCAGUAACAUGAUGCAGAUUGUAACAUCUAGAAAUGUUCGGCAUUUGAAUAAUUGCUUAUUGGUUUCUUCAUUGAAUCCUUGUUUCAAACUACUGAUCUGCUGCCUAGUCAGAUAUAAAUUGAGGAAUUACAGAUGCUCAAAA
Molecule: messenger RNA, 1120 nt
Organism: Phoenix dactylifera (date palm)
Lineage: Eukaryota; Viridiplantae; Streptophyta; Magnoliopsida; Arecales; Arecaceae
Product: cytochrome c oxidase subunit 12, mitochondrial-like
Cellular component (GO): mitochondrion; respiratory chain complex IV
Source: RefSeq, a predicted model, not a curated record